AUGUCCAAAUCAGUUCCUCACUCAUCAGCACUCGGCCAGCAACCGGUAUCUGAACAGGUCAGCAUGAGAGUCUUCAUCGCGCUGUGCGUGCUUGUGGCGGGAGCCGCCGCUAGUGGUAACUACGGAGGAAGCUACGGCACCAACGACAACGUAGGCAGUGUCGAUGCCGGCGAACAGCAGACCGGCUACGGACACACCUACGCCCCGGAGUUCUUCACCACGUCCGUGUACGGACCGAGGGCCGACGCCCGUGCUCACGGAUCCGGAUCAAAGCACGCCAGCGGCUCGUACGCGCGUGACGGCCAGGCGGCCGGCGCUGACUACGAGAAGGAUGAAGCCACGGCAGCAGAGACCGCCGCCAGGGCCAGAGGUUACGAGUACGGAUACAGAGAUGGAUACUCCUGGUACCAGCCCAAGACCCUGUACGCCUUCCAGUACAAGCAGCCAAUCAUCGGAUACAAGCAGGUGUACGGACAUAGAGUGAUCCGUCACGGAAACGGAGGUGGAUACGGAGGCGGAUACGGAGGCGGAUACGGAGGCGGAUCCGGAGGCGGAUACGGAAACGGCAACCUCGGCUAUGGAGCCAACCUCGGUGUGCACAGCGCUCCAUCCCCAGUUACCCACGGAGCCGUCUACAACACCGGCUACGGCCACGGCAACCAAGGAUAUGGUGGCAACCUUGGAUAUGGUGGCAACCUUGGAUAUGGUGGCAACCAAGGAUAUGGUGGCAACCUUGGAUAUGGUGGCAACCUUGGAUAUGGCCAAGGUCGCAUCCACUAAACACUUGCAACCAUCGGCAAUAUUAUUAUAGCCACUGCGUUGACAAGUUCACUGUGAUUAAAGUGUUAUAUUUAUUGUCAUACUUAUAGACACGACUAGCACCAUUAACUCCCAUGAUCAAGCGACCUACAGAUGCCAUACUUGUAAAUACGAACAUUUGAUGUGAAAUCGUUAAAAUAGUGUGUAUUUAUUCCUGCUAUUUAUUUUCUGAUAUUGAAUGCUAUUCAUGUUAAAUAAAUGAAAUGCAUAAAUA
Molecule: messenger RNA, 1033 nt
Organism: Priapulus caudatus
Lineage: Eukaryota; Metazoa; Priapulida; Priapulimorpha; Priapulimorphida; Priapulidae
Product: glycine-rich cell wall structural protein 1.8-like
Exons: 3
Coding region: 1-780 (259 amino acids)
Source: RefSeq, a predicted model, not a curated record